AUGGAUGACGAUAUUAUGGAGACACAGUAUCAUCUAUGGACUCCUAUUGGGCAAACUUCCAAUCAACUCAUCCUAUAUCACCCACCUUCACACGCGCUGCAAGUUCGACCCCAUCCAUCUUCAUCUCUCAGCAUCAAUGCUGCAGCGUCAUCAUCUAGACGUCCACUUCGAUUACUCGGUAUGGAUGAUGAUACGCUAGAACCGAAUAUUGAAAAUAUACCCACCAUACCUCUUUGUCCAUAUUGUUCUCAAUCACUCCCGUUGAGCACGAGUCAUGCCACCGCUUCAGAAAUAGAUCCUAGUGGCCUUCCACGAGGAUCUAGAAGGAACAAUGAUGAGCAAAUCAGGUAUUUUAGAAUACUUGAACAAGCUCAUGAAGGUUCGAGACCACCUUCACCUUCACCUUCACCUUCACCUACACCCACUUCAUCGCCUGGAGGCAGAAACAGAAGAAGAUAUCAGAGCCCCUUGAUGGAAGAAGAUGACAAUGACGAUCGACUUGAUGAAGCGGAUCUUCCUGCUAAAGGUUAUUACGAAAGGUUUUUCAAGGAAGAAUGUAAACUUGGUAUGGGCGCUGAAGGUAGCGUCUUCUUAGCUACUCAUAUUAUAGGUGGGAACGUUCUAGGAACGUAUGCAGUAAAGAAGAUAGCUGUCGGUAGAUCCAAAUCAUACCUAUUCAAAAUGUUAAGAGAAGUUCGAUUACUUGAAACACUAAGACAUCCAAAUAUAAUACCGUAUCAUCAUUCCUGGAUUGACGUUACUCGAUUUUCCAAUUUCGGUCCACCAAUUACAGCUCUUCACGUUUUGAUGCAAUUUGCCACAGCCGGUAAUCUCGAUACAUACCUUCUGACUAGAUCACAUACCAAUCAACCUAGACCCGAUCUAUCGGCCGGGGAUAUAGCAGACUCGGAAUCUCUGGGUCAAUUACCUAAAGCAGAAAGGAUCAAAGCGUUCAAGAAAAGAAGACAAAGUGCAGUAGAGGGAACAUCGGGAAAAGGAAAAAGAAGAAGAGAAGAAAUGAGAGGUGUACUUUUAUUAGGUAUGGAAGAGAUAAUGAAAUUGUUUGGAGAAAUAGUGGAAGGUUUAGCUUUUCUACACGCAAAUUCUAUUCUACAUCUGGAUUUGAAAUGUUCGAAUGUCCUUCUGCUUCAUGAAGACGGCAAGUUGAUACCAAAAGCCCUCUUAUCGGAUUUUGGAACUUCAGAAGAAAUGCUGAGAGGUCAAAGAGAAAGAACGGGUCAUACGGGUACUAUGGAGUAUAUGGCACCUGAAACCCUUAUUCAAGAUAGUCAAGGUCGUUGGAGACCUUCUGACUCCCAUGCAGAUAUGUGGUCAUUAGGAAUGAUACUUCACAAGAUGUUAUUUCUUCAUCUUCCAUAUCCUGACACGGAAGACUAUAGUGAACUGCAUAAAGAGAUACUAUCAUAUCCUGGGUUCAUACCAACACCAGAAAUCGUACAAUCGCUUGAAAGAAGACACAUUCCACGAGAUCUGUUGGUAUUGUUGAGCAAAUUGGAAAGUCUGAUUCCUGAAGAAAGACCUGGAGCUGAAAAGGUCAGAGCGGGUCUGAGAGGUCUUGGAGAGAAGAUCCGAAGUACACCUUCGUUCUCCUCCCGGGCAGGUGCGUUGGUAAGAAGUAUCAGAAUAGGAUCACCUUGGUCUUCUAGAACUGAAGAUCCUGAUCAACCCCAACUAGCUGAAUCAGGGUUCAUCAAUCAAGAUAUUUCAGAUAUUCAAGUCUAUCCUGCAACUUCACCGGUAAGGACCAUAUUAGCGUUACCCAGUCCAGAAGGUGAAUUUGGUUCACCGUUCAAUUCGACGUCACCCCCAGCGGCCGUUCGUUCUCAGCAGAAGAGGGUGAAAAGAAUUAAAGGGUCAAUUGAUCGCGUGAAAAACGUGUUAAAGCAUGGACAAAUUGGACACAAACUGAUCAGGAGCUUAGUGUUUAUAGUCAAAGUCAUAUCACUCCAACCUAUAAUCACCGAUCAACCGAUCAAUCGAUCAUACAUGAUCAUCCUAUUGGUAUUGGCUAUCAUAGAUUUUAUGGCCGAGUUACCAUUCGUUUGGUCAAUCUUAUCAUGCGCGAUACAUAUCGGGGUUUUGGGAUUCAAUGAUGGGACCUCGCAAUUGACAGACACGAAUGGGAAAGUAGGAGCAUGA
Kwoniella shivajii is the source of this 2160-nucleotide messenger RNA. RefSeq lists its product as uncharacterized. The record is from RefSeq and is a predicted model, not a curated record. Gene Ontology annotation, molecular function: eukaryotic translation initiation factor 2alpha kinase activity; ATP binding. NCBI's taxonomy places the organism in Eukaryota, Fungi, Basidiomycota, Tremellomycetes, Tremellales, Cryptococcaceae. Bases 1 to 2160 code for a protein of 719 amino acids. The transcript is spliced from 13 exons. Gene Ontology annotation, cellular component: cytosol; cytoplasm; nucleus. Gene Ontology annotation, biological process: protein phosphorylation.